AUGAACACAAUCGCACCCCCUCCACCCCCUCCCCAAGGCUUCAAGAAGCUCCCACCCCGCCAACGCGCCUUUGGCCUCGUCCUCGGCGUCGUCGGCGGCGGCAUCUUCAACCUCACCCUCGGCUACGCCGCCUUCUCCUACUGGACACGCAACACGACAUUCGUGCCCUACGACACAUCCGCGCCCGACUUCUCGACGCCGACCUUCCGAAAGCACAAUCCCGCGUCGAACCCGCCGCUGUGCAUAGACCAUGCCGUGCGCACGGUACCGCUGGCGCAAUUGAAGACGCGGGAUCAGAAGCAACUGACGACGGAUUUCUGCAGGGGGGUAUGGGGGGGUAUGGGGUAUGCGUACCAGAGACGGUACCUGGAGAAGAAGUAUCGGGGGUUGGAGGGGAGGGAGAGCCAUUUGUGGGAUAGGAAGGAUUUGCUGAGGAGUGACUAUGAGGUCGGGACCAAGAUUACGGAUCAUUUCGAGGUGCUGGAGCAUUCGCCUGAGAAGGUGAUUGUGCGAUGCGGUGAUAGUCCGCUGAAUACUGAGCAUAGACCUAGCGACGGACUUUUCUCGAUGGAGGUGACGACGGAUGAGAAGGCGGAGACGGCGACGUUUCAUCUUAAGAGCGUGUUUGUGGAUACGACGCCAGACGGGAAGAAUGCGCAGCCGAUGCCAGGGUUGGUACAGUUCGCGCAUCGAUUAUACACGAAGCUUUGGAUGGAGACGGCAAUCAGAAAUGUGAUGAAGUAG
Messenger RNA from Westerdykella ornata, 744 nucleotides. RefSeq lists its product as uncharacterized. The record is from RefSeq and is a predicted model, not a curated record. Bases 1 to 744 code for a protein of 247 amino acids. The transcript is spliced from 2 exons. NCBI's taxonomy places the organism in Eukaryota, Fungi, Ascomycota, Dothideomycetes, Pleosporales, Sporormiaceae.